Manis javanica (Malayan pangolin) is the source of this 1873-nucleotide messenger RNA. It is a transcript of the gene PRAME, whose product is annotated as PRAME nuclear receptor transcriptional regulator. NCBI's taxonomy places the organism in Eukaryota, Metazoa, Chordata, Mammalia, Pholidota, Manidae. The record is from RefSeq and is a predicted model, not a curated record. Gene Ontology annotation, cellular component: cytoplasm. Gene Ontology annotation, biological process: negative regulation of DNA-templated transcription; negative regulation of cell differentiation; positive regulation of cell population proliferation.
UCUGACGGGUGGAGGGAUCUGGGGUUGCUCACGCUUGGCCUCACAAGGCUGCCUUGCUCCCUGGCUGUUUCCCCAGGAUUCUUUUCAGAGUAGAUUCACCAGGAUGAGCAUUCUGGUCCCAGCCAGACUCCUGGAACUGGCGGUUCAGAGCCUGCUGAGGAACGAGGCCUUGGCCAUCGCCGCUUUGGAGGAGCUGCCCAGGGAGCUCUUCCCACCGCUGUUCACGGCAGCCUUCCUCGGGAGACAUAGCAAUGUCCUGAGGGCGAUGGUGCAGGCCUGGCCCUUCCCCUGCCUCCCUCUGGGGGCCCUGAUGAGGGAACAGCUGUCGCAUCAGGAAACCUUCAAAGCGGUACUCGAUGGACUUGAUGACCUGCUUGCCCAGGAGGUUUGCACCAGGAGAGGGAAACUGCAAGUGCUGGAUUUGCAGAAGAAUGCCAGUCAGGAUUUCUGGGUUGUGUGGUCUGGAUUCAAAGCCAAUAUUUACUCCCUUUUUGAGUCAGACGUGGACCCACCCCUGAUAAAGAGGCCGAGAGUGGAGGGCUCAGGGCCCGGGCCAGAGCAGCCCUUGGAUCCUGUGCAGGUGUUUGUAGACCUUUGGCUCAAGGACAGCAGCCCUGAUGAGGCCCUCACCUACCUCAUUAAGAAAGUCCGGGGGAGCAGAGGCUUGCUAAACCUGUGCUGCAGGAAGCUGAAGAUUUUUGGGAUGCCAAUACAGAAUGUUCAGAAAAUCCUGAGAUUGGUGCAGCUCGACUCCAUCCAGGAGUUCGAGGUGAACAGCACCUGGAGGCUGACCACCCUGGGGAAGUUUGCUCCUCAGCUGGGCAAGAUGGGCGGCUUGCGCAGGCUGUUUGUCUACCACAUCCACUCGUCCCCCCGCACCUCCCAGGCCGUGGAGGAGCGGUGCGUCAGCCUGUUCAGCUCUCAGCUCCUCAAUCUGCACCACCUCAGGGGGUUCUAUGUGGACUCUGUCUCCUUCCUCAAAGACCGCCUGGUCCAAGUGCUCAGGUGCCUCAAGACCCCUUUGGACUCCCUGUCAUUUACCAACUGCUUGCUUUCGGAAUCAGACCUGAUGCAUCUGGCCCAGGGUCUGAACGUCACUAAGCUGAAGGCCCUGAGUCUCAGCGGGGUCAGCCUUACCAAUGUAAGUUCGGAGCCCCUCCGGGUUCUGCUAGAGAGAGCCUCUGACACCCUCCAGGACCUGGACUUGGAAGAGUGUGGAAUCGUGGAUGCCCAGUUCACCGCCAUGCUGCCUGCCCUGAGCUGCUGCUCCCAGCUUGUGACCUUCAGCCUCUGUGGCAACCGCCUCUCCAUGGCCUCCCUGGAAGACCUGUUGCACCAUACCAUCGGGCUGAGCAAGCUGAGCCGUAUGCUGUAUCCUGCCCCCCUGGAGAGCUAUGAGGAUGUUCGCGGCACCCUCCACUUGGGCGUACUUGCCCAGCUGCAUGCCAGGCUGAGGCAGUUGCUGGAGGAGUUGGGGUUGCCCAGUAUCGUCUGGUUCAGUGCCAGCCCCUGUCCUCACUGCGGUGACAGGACCUUCUAUGAUCCAGAGCCCAUUCUGUGCCCCUGUAGCAUGCCUGACUAGCUGCAUGCAUGUAUUAUAGGCUUUGUUCUGGGCCCUUGGACACAAGCCCAGACAUAAGUGCAUGUCUAAGGGACACAGGAGCCCAUUUCCCACAUCUACUCAAUGUGAGCAGGAAAAGGGAAUGUGUUUUACAGGAUGGGAUGUUAACUUGGGAGUUGAUUGACUCUUUGAGGAGAUGCAUUCCGUAGAGUUAGAAAUAGGAAUCUGGAUUUCUAAAGGGAAAUUCUGGCUUUGGAGGUAGAUUUGGGAGUUGUCCGGGUGUGCAUGGUUGUAAAGAAAUGUUCAGAAUUA